Messenger RNA from Oryzias latipes (Japanese medaka), 2588 nucleotides. Its product is annotated as LIM domain only protein 7. Gene Ontology annotation, biological process: regulation of cell adhesion; regulation of signaling. Lineage: Eukaryota; Metazoa; Chordata; Actinopteri; Beloniformes; Adrianichthyidae. The record is from RefSeq and is a predicted model, not a curated record.
UUGUAGGAGUUUUGCUGGAAAAUAUUGUAACUCCAAGAAUGACUUCUAAACUAACAAGCUAAUAAAGUAUGCAGAGAAGCUGCUGGUAUGGCUUUAACUCUUUAAAAAAGCUGUGCGCUUGUACUGAAGGAAAUUUCGUUCAAGCUUGAAUUCGUUUUUUAAUCCCUAUAGCCUUUCAUCUCACAUUUGGUCCAUAUUUUCUGCCCUGUAGUUCAUCAUCAUUCCACUAGGGGCAGUAGAAGGACUUUUCCUGGUCAUUUCAAAAUGGCUGCUUUCAUGAAAUCUUUUUUGGCGGAAAAGGUUUUAGCUAAUUUUUAUAACUUUCUUGUGAGAACAACUCAUUUAUUGUUUUUUAUUUUAUUAAAUGACUGCAUGGCGUAUUAAAAAUGCAAAAUUUGUUGAUAAUUCAUUCUUUUUUAAUACAGUUACGCAAUGCGAAAAAUGUCUUACAUUUUUGCCAGUGGGUAGAUAAGGCUCCUUUGUUGCAUCUCAAACUAACAUUACCGUGAACAAAAACUUAUCAAAUCACCCAAAGUAUCAUAAUUAAUACUAUCUAUAUCUAAUAGAUAUGAUGAUAUUACAAAACUUUUUUUCAAAGGAUUGAAAAACAACUUAAUUCUAAAAACAUUAUGUCAAUUUUUUGAUGUAGUGGACUUUACAGGCUAAAUGAAAAUAAAUACAAUCCUCAUUUGACAAACAUCAGUUUGAAUGUUUGCAGCUGUUUGCUGUGCCUUUUCCUCCUUUUCUAACACCUGGAUCACUCCACAUGCAUGCUCUCAUCAACUUUCUGUCCUUUUUCUCUUCUUUUGCCACUUUGCAGUCCACAUACCCAACCACACACUCUUCCACAGCUCCCCAAGAAACAGUCCUCCCUGUUAGAGACUCCUCCAUUGAUCUUUGCUCCCCUGGACCCCACCUCAGGUCCCAGGCUGGUCAAAGGGGAGAGGUGGCCUCUGCUGGGGCGGCAGGAACCCCCAGAUCACUUUGAUUAUGACAGUAUUAAUCCCGACUUGGAGAAUGACGACAUGUUUGCCAGGCGAACCCUGUCGUUUCAGUCCAACAUCGAUCUGGCGUUGGUGAAGUCUCAGCUCUCCGUCAAGCGUAGACUCUGUACAUCAUCGCCACAGCUCAACAUUGUUACCCAGCAACAUCGCCCUGGUGACGCGGAAGAAAGCGAAUUUCCCAACAUAGAGCAGGACGACGUUGUUUAUCGUAAAGAGAAAACUACACAGGCACAGCUGCAAAGACCACUCUCCGGAGCGCCCGACAACUACUCCCCCAUGCCAAUCCCAGAGCCGUGGGCCCUCCCCCCUGAGCUCAAAGCCAGACUCCUCUGCCCUCCAUGUCCCCUAACUCAUGACACAAAAGCAGAUACACCGAAUGAGCCUGAGAAAAGGAUGAAUACUACAACGGACGACAUGCUAAUCAGGAAGCUCAGGGAUUGUUCGGAUCAAAGCCAGCCGUCGCUGAGAGGCCCUUCAGCUCGUCACCGGAGUCCCUCUGUGCCGGCCUCCUUCAGUAAAGGCGACCUGCAGAAAUGGCAGGCAAUCAGGGAAGCCAGCCAAUUAAGACACAGGAAAAAGCUUUUGGUCGAGAGGCUAGCUGCUCUGAAGCUAUAGAAAAAUACAUUUAACCCAGUCUGACAGUCCUCUGGAUUCUGUAGACCUUUUUAUUCUGUUUCUGCUUCAUCGUCCUUUUAGAAUUUAAACCUCUGAUGACAAAUUGAACUUAAUUUGCAAAUGAAACUUUUUGUUUCUGAAAACAAACUUUUUUGGACUUUGAUAAAAAUAUUUGCCCAGUGUUUUUGUUGUCUACUAGAUGAUCAUUUUUGUUUCAAAACUGUUAAAUUUGACUGCAUAGAUCAGGGAUGUCCAAACUUUUUGCAAAGAGGGCCAGAUUUGGAAAAUGUGUGAGGCCCAACCAAUCAGCCUAACAUUCUUUAAACCCAUAUCAUAUAAGUACAUGCAAAUUAUCUGUUUAGUGAAAGUGUCAUUGCAAUGGCAUAACUUUUCCUUUCUUCUCGUAUAACAGAAAAAUAGCUAAAUACAUUUUUGUAAAUUGCUGUGAAUUCCAUGCACCAUUCUUUCCCAGUUAUCUUGGGUUAAUUAGUGGUAGCCCUCGCCGUCAACUAAUUUUUUUUAAUAUAUAUAGAUGAUUGUAUUGUUUUUGUGUAUUAUUCUUAUUUGAUUGCUUGAAAUAAACCAUUUCAAAUCAAAAAUCAAAUCAAAUAUACAGUCGAUAUGUAGAAAUGAGCUAGAAAGUGUUGCCGCAAAUUUAAAAUGGCUUAUAACCUAAUUUAGCCAAUCACAAUCACAAAAUCCUACACGCAGUUGUCGGAAAGUCCUGGGGGCCGCAUAUUAAUGAUUUUAUGAUGGAAAUUUGGCUCACAGGCCAGACUUUGGACAUCCCACAGAUAAUUUUUCAGGAGCGAUUUGAAAUCAUCCACAAAGUCUGUUUCAUAUGUGCAGUGUGAUUUAUGAAGAAAAGGUGGUGAAUCCCGAGCAGAAGAGUCCCAAACUAUGCAUGUCAUCCUGGAGUUCUUUUUCCUGUGAUUUCAUAUGAACAGAAUAAAAUCUUGAUGAAAGAAA